Messenger RNA from Vigna unguiculata (cowpea), 5834 nucleotides. Its product is annotated as cyclin-like protein. The record is from RefSeq and is a predicted model, not a curated record. NCBI's taxonomy places the organism in Eukaryota, Viridiplantae, Streptophyta, Magnoliopsida, Fabales, Fabaceae.
GAGAAGAGUGAGUGGGAACAAGAGUUUCCUUCGCAAGCGGGUGGCCAUACGGUGUCUACCUGAACCCUCAUUCUUUUUCAUCCUAAAAUUUUUCCUUCUUUCGGACUUUGCAAUAGGACAAAACGCGUCGCAUUGAAAUCCAAAUCCCAUAACCCCCAGGUAUCCAUGGAUUCCUUCCAGCAACAUCACGGCUACAUGAGACCACCGCAACCGCCACCUCCUCCGCCGCAUGCGGCGGAUCCCCACCAUCACCCGCACCACUUUCACCAGAUACCGCCGCCGCCACCCCAAGCUCCCUGGUUGUCCUCCCAAUUCCAAUACCACCCUUCGCAGACCCCUUCCCCUCCGCCGCAGUGGCAGCAACCACCGCCGCCGCCUCCUCCUCCUCCUCCGUCGAACGCAUAUUCGUACCAUCCGAGCCCGUUCCCUCCUCCUCCGCCUCGCUCUCACGCGCCUCCUCAUCAGUUCACCCCUCACUCCCACAUUUCUCAGCCUUAUCCUCAGGAAUGGGGCAAUCCAAACUUGCCACCUAACCAGGGCUAUCCAGCUCAUAACAAUGAAGAAGAUUGGGCUGCGAAGGCCAGAGCUUGGGCAGCUAAAGCUGCCAUGGAAAGUCAGCAUCCACAAACACAUUUUUCACCAGCUGGAAGAUUGCACGAGCAAAAUCACUAUCAUGAUCAGUAUCAGCAAUCGAUUGACUCACAUUAUACUGAUGUUCAAAACCAAUCCCAUUCAACAUCAAGCUAUCAACAAUUUUCCUACUUAGAUACAUCUGCACAGCGAAUUUCAGGACAGUCCCAGGAUGCUGUACCCGUCAGUUUGGAGACAUCUUAUGCUCAAGAUGGACAUUCGUACAGUGCUAGAGAUGGGACCAGCAUCAGAGAUUCAAAUGUUUCAUUUGAACAAGGGAACAUGCCAGCAAAUCCAUCAGUUCAUCAGCAGGAGGUACCUUCUAGUUAUAGUUCUGUUGCAGGUAAAGAGGCUGCUGAUCAGAUUCAACAAUCAUACUCAGUCUUCCCUUUGUCAAGUUCAUCAUCUCAAGAACGUCAUGUGCAGCCAUCAAUGCAUGCACCACCUUUUGCAUCGGGCAGCCACUCAGUGGACUCGGCUAUCAGUCUUGCUGAUCAACCAUUAGAUUUUGCACCCAGGUUUAAUCGUGAUAAUGACUUGCAGAUGCAAUCAACUUAUAGUCAUCAUGAUUCAAGUACUUCAAUGAAUAACUGGGCAGCUCAAGUGGCCCCUGGUGUUGGUUAUCCACCAAUUCUUGCCUCUGGGCCACAGCUUGACCCUUCUAUCUCCACUCCUGGUCAUGUGGCACCACCAUUUGGAAGGUUUCCUGGACCUAGCCUCCCUUCAACUAUUCCACCAAGUGGUGCACCCUUUACCCUUAGCACUGGAACUACAAUUCAUCCUACGGCUGCUUUCUCUGCUGAUGCAUAUGGGGUAUCUAGUGUUUCUGAUCGUCCUAAGAAGGCUUCAGUUCCAAACUGGCUUAGAGAGGAAAUAAAGAAAACAGUCAUUGCUGCUCCUGCAGAGAAUCUGAAGGAGGAAGCAGCAUUUGUAAAUGAUGGCAUUGACAAGCCAUAUACGAGAGGUGAUGAGGCAGAUAGUAAAAGCAUCGAUUCAUCUAGAUCAGCUGAGGAUGAAGAAGAUGAAGAGGAUCAAGUUGAGGUAGCUAGAACUGCAGCAAUCAACCAAGAAAUAAAAAGAGUUCUGACUGAAGUUCUUUUGAAGGUUACUGAUGAAUUGUUUGAUGAAAUCGCAACCAAAGUUCUUGCUGAAGAUGAUCUUACUGCUGAAGUAGGUCACAAGGUUGUCACCUCAAACCUUAAGGCACCUGCUUCUCCACCCUCAGUUACAGUUCCUAAGGCAUCUGCAAAGGUUUUAGUACCAGUCAAAGAGAGGGUAGUAGAAAAUGAUGGUACCAGUGAAAAAUCUAAUUCUAGCUCUCCUGGAGAUGUUUUAGGUCUUGGAAAUUAUGGUUCUGAUGCUGAUGAUGAAGACAAUGAAAUUGAGAGUUCCAGUGUGCCAACUCCUGCAAAAGAUGCUGCUUACCAGUCAGGGAUUAAGCAACCUUUGCCAGAUACACAUGAUGUAUCUGUUAAUGGCAUUUCACAACUUCAUGAGCGUAGUAGAUAUGAAACUAAUUUUGUGAAUGCUCAGGUCAAAGCCAUGUCUAUACCAUCCAAUGAUUCUGCUUCUGAUCAAUUGCAUGAUGACAAGGUUACUAGAGUAUCCGAUCUUUCACAUUCUUCCAAAGUGGUGUCUGAAGAUCUUAGGGAUAAUGGACUUGAUGCCAUCCAAAGAAGCCAUGAUAGAUUUAAUGGCUUUAGUUCUAAAGAUACUUCAGGGAUACCAAGAUCUGAACUGCCUGGAAAGAACAUUGGUGUGGAAAAAGCAACAGAUGAUCAUUCAGGUAGGGAAAGCAGAAGAAAAUCUGAAAAAAAUGAGCGGCCUGACAGGAAUACUUCUGAGAAAGACUUUGUGAAGGAGUUAAACAGUAGUAAGACCAGGAUAGAUGAAAAAGGUCAUGAGAAUCAUAAAAGGAAGGAUGAAAGAAAUCAUAAAAGGGAAAAAGCAGAUUAUGGCAGUGAGGCAAAAGAAAGGGUGAAAGAACACCAUUUCAGGCAUGGGGAAAAGGCAAAGGAAUCAGAUUCAAGGAAAAGAUCAUCUCAUGUUGAUGUCAAGGAUGAUAAAAGGGAAGCUGAAAAAUCCCAUAGAGGUAGUACCACUGACGAUACUAGCCGGAAAAGGGAGCAUACAAAGGAUAAGGGGGAACAUAAAUCAAGGCAAAAAGAUGCAAGUAAUCCUGACAGGCAUAGGAGAAGACGUUCAUCUUCAGUAAGUAGUAGAGGUAGAACCAACAGGGAUCGUGUUGAUCAUGCUGGUAAUUCAAGUGAAGGAUCAGAUGUCUCAAAAAGGAAGCUGCAUUCAAGAAAGCGUGACUUGUCACCGUCUCCUGUCAGAUCUAAAAGAAGACAACUUUCGCGGUCUCCUCAUAGCAAGCGUUCUCAGCGCAGGCAUUCUCCCUAUUCUUCUCUUGAUUCUUCCAGGUUUGUUGCCAUUAAGUUUUGGGAAGGAGGUCAAGAUCCAGAUCACCUGUUCGGCGGCAGAGAUGAACCAUGGAAACAGAGAAGGUUGAGUUUUCAUCGUGGAGGUUCAUUCACCAAAACAUCAAUUAGGAGGAGUAGGGCGAAGCAUGGAUCUCAGGUGGAGCUAUGGUCUGUUUGGCUAUCUGGGUUUGUCUUCAUUACUCUCUCUCUCUAUGCCACUCAGAGAUUACCCUCAUUGAAGGAUCAUAGCAGAGCUUCCAAAGAUGUAAUAUCGGAUUCCACAAGUAUUACAAUAUUCACAGCUCCAAAACCCUUUAAGGGCUCUACUGGGACCAAACAGACACUUGCUGUUAGGUCAUGGCUGGCUCUGUCUCCAUAUGUUACUGUUGUUUUGUACAGUCAAGAUCCUUCCGUUGCCUCUUUUGCUGAUGUUUUUGAUUCCAGGGUUUUAGCAGACACGAACAUUGAUUUUACCUUCCUAGGUACUCCUUUUUUCCACUCCAUGAUUGCAAAAUCAAGCUCAUACAUAUCAGAUAUAUCUGUUAUCGUUGACCCUGAAACCAUUAUCCUUUCUGGAUUCAUCUCCACCCUAAACCAUGUGUAUCAACUUGAUCAUGAUUGGCUUCUUGUUGCUUCACCUCAAAAUGUUUCUUCCUUCCCAUUCCAUUUGGAUGAGUCUGGGAAACAUUGGCAGUCAAGUAAUGGGAAACGGAUGAAGAUCCAGCAGCUGCAGAAAAUACUUCAACAGAAUUGGCAGGGGAAGCGUUGUUAUACAAGAAUGCUGAUGGUGUGGAACAGCAAGGAUGUGCCUCUACAUGAUGGAGUUCUUCCUCCUUUCUUGUAUGGUAAAGGUGUACAUAACAAUUGGGUGAUUCAUGAAGCAAUGUCAUCUGAGUUCAGAUUUGUCUUUGAUGCUAGUUUCACCAUCACAAGCUUCUAUUUGACCACACAAGGAAAUUCUAGUGCUUUAGAUGUUGAGAAUAGAAAUUGGGAGUACAUUGGUAAUUCCCAUGUUGGGGCAAACUAUGGCUCAUUCUUCUACAGUGAAGAUAACUCUAACCUGGUCAAACUUUUGAAGUGCAAUAAACAGUACAUUAUGGUUGACACCAAGAAAAAUGCUGUUUAUUCAAUUGGGCACCAGGGUGCAAUAAACCUGAUGAAGGAAAAAUAUUUUCCAUCUUGGUUAAAGGAAAAUACAAUGUAUUGUGUUGAUCGUCAGAAACCACAAACUGCAUCAUUAGAUUGCUGUAUGAAGGAUCAGAUGAAAAUUUCAGCAACUCUGGAGCUUCCGUUCUCGUUAGAAUCACUCCUGUCUAUCACUGCAGACAAAAAUAAAACAGUUAUAGUUACCGUUGCUGGAUAUAGCUACAAGGAUAUGCUCAUGAGUUGGGUUUGCAGAUUACGAGAACUGUUUGUUGAAAAUUUUGUUGUGUGUGCCCUUGAUCAGGAAACUUAUCAAUUCUCCAUCUUGCAGGGAAUUCCAGUUUUCACAGAUCCAACAGCUCCAAGUAACAUAAGUUUUGAUGACUGCCACUUUGGCACCAAGUGCUUCCAAAGGGUGACAAAGGUGAAGUCAAGAAUUGUUCUAAAGAUUCUGAAGCUAGGUUACAAUGUACUUCUCAGUGAUGUUGAUGUAUACUGGUUCAAAAACCCAGUUCCCUUACUUCACUCUUUUGGCCCUGCUGUUCUUGCUGCACAGUCUGAUGAAUACAAAAAACAAGGACCAAUAAACCUACCUAGACGCUUAAACUCCGGCUUCUAUUACGCUCAUUCCGACACUCAGACAAUUGCUGCUAUAGAGAAAGUGGUAAGACAUGCAGAAACUUCUGGUCUAUCAGAGCAGCCAAGCUUCUACGACACGUUAUGCGGCGAAGGAGGAUCCAACCGCGUUGGUGACAACCAAUGUGUGGAACCUGAAACAAACCUAACGGUACAUUUCUUAGACAGAGACCUUUUCCCAAACGGGGCUUACCAAGAACUAUGGUGGGAAAUAGACGUUAAAGCAGCAUGUUUGAAGAAGGGUAGUUACAUUAUCCACAACAACUGGAUCAGUGGGAGGCUCAAGAAACUCGAGCGCCAAGUGUUGUCGGGUUUAUGGGAGUAUGAUCCUGGCACAAGAAUGUGCCUUUGGAGCUGGCAUGGCACGGUAUCAAACAGUGAAGUUAAUUUUGAGGAAAGGGUUGAUUCCUUCUUAUCAAGUCUAUGAACUUGUUUUGUCCUCACUCAAAUAAAAGCCAUUGCUUUCCCUUUGUUUGCACAUGGCACAACCUCGGAUUCAUCGCGCCAUAGAGAAAGCCGGCCAUAGGAAACUGAGAAGCAUCUAUGAUGUCUCUCUUUAAAUAAUAUCUGCGUGGCGCACGCUCUUCCGCUACCCAGCUCUAGUUUCUAAAAGAGAUGGUGAAAGAUUCAGAGAGCAUAAUAAUAAAUUUGAGGUGCAGGCUAUGCUGAAGCGUGUGGUUCAUUCGUUAGGCCGGGUGGAACACAGAGAUAAAGGUUCCAGAAGGAAGAACCAUCAGAGUCAGAGGGUGCCAUCGCCGGAAUUGUACUCACAGUCGAGGGAUUUUGUUGUGAGGAUAACUCACGCGGGUGGACAUCAGGAACUGUAUAGACAUGCAGUUCCUGCGUCUAAGUUGAUGACAAAGUAUCCAGGGAUGUGUGUUGCACGGCCAGAAGUGUUCAGAGUGCCGCAUCAAUCGGUGUUAUGGAGAGAGGAGAUUCUGGUGCCUGGUCACAAAUAUAUCCUGAUCUCGUUUAAAGACGUGGAGAAGCUGAAACGAAAAA